AUGGAUCGGUUGAGUGUUGUACUCAUCUGUCAAUUGCAUCUCUUUAUUACAAUCACUGCUUAUCAAUCAUCAGAAUUUUUUCCUUUCUUUUCUCAAAAUGAUACAAAAAAUUUUGAAAAUAAUGAACAAUUCCAAUAUAAUACUCCUAUUAAUCAUUCGAUUUAUCGUCGACAAGCUUCAUUAAAUAUUCUUACAUCUCAACAAGCACGCAUACCGAUUACACCUUCAUACAUAAUUCUUGGUCCACGUGUAGUUCGACCAGCACAGAUAGUUUCUAUAAGUGUUACUAUAUUACGUAAAACAUGGAAUCCAAUUAUGGUUAAAGCAUUAAUAUCCAAUGAUGAUAUGGCUAUUGCUGCAGCUGAAGAUCUAUUUACAGUAAAUGUACCACGUACAUUACAAAUGCGAAUACCAAAAAGUAUUCGUCAUGGUACAUAUCAUUUAACUAUUCAAGGAACAUUAUUAACAGGUGAACAAAAAUUUUCUAAUAUUUCACAAUUAAUAUUUGAACAAAAAGCUGUAUCAAUUCUUAUUCAACUUGAUCGACCAGUUUAUCGUCAUGAAACUGUUAUACAAUUUCGUUGUAUACCUAUUUAUCCAGAUUUAAGUGGUUAUUUUCAUACACUUGAUGCAUAUAUUCUUGGUCCAUCGGGACAUAUUUUACGUAAAUGGGAAAAUCAACAAACAACAGCAGGCAUAGUUUCACUUGAAUAUCCCAUCAAUGAUGGACCACCAGAAGGAUUUUGGACUGUUAAAUGUCGUGUUAUGGGUUAUGAAGCAACCAAACAAUUUGAUAUACAUGAAUUUUAUAAUCGAAAAUUUGAAGUUAAUGUUACUGUUCCAUAUUAUUUACCAACUGAUACUCCGGGCAUUGGCGGAAUUCUAACAGCAAAUUAUACAACUGGAAUGGGUGUACUUGGUUAUGCACGAAUCGUUGUUCGUGCACGUAAUAUGUCUACAGCAUUUGAUCCAUAUAAUUAUCCAUUAGCAGAUGUUGAAUUUGAUAAAACAACACCUUCAUAUACAACAACAAUUCAGGAUUUUAAUGGUGUUGCUGGAUUUUUUAUACCAAUUCAAAAUAUUCGUACACUUCUACCAGAUUUAGAUGGUAAUGAACUGUUGAUAACUGCUGUUGUACAUGAUCCAUGGUGGAAUGAAACAAACAAUGGUACAACUAUUGUUUCCUUCUAUACACCUGGUACACGUCUUCGUUUUCUUGGUGGACCAUCGAUGGUAUUUAAACCUCGCAUGAUUUUUACUACCUAUGUAGCUGCUACUAAUGUUGAUGGUUCAAAAUAUCCUCCUGGUCCUGGUCGAUAUAUUCGUAUUUAUACUGAUACAGAUCUUGGUCAAUCACAAGCACCUAUAGAUUAUAUGAUUGAUUCAUCAGGUAUAAUUCAACAUAAAUUUUUAGCUCCAGCUGAUCUUCAAGUAACAUUUAUACGUUUACGUGCUGAAUUAUAUAAUAAUAAUAUAAAAGUCGAAGGUAGUUAUGAUGAACAACGUGCUAUACGUUAUUUAUCACCAUCAAAUAGUUAUUUACAAGUAACAUCAAGUACAGAAAAACCACGUGUUGGUGAUUUUAUGUUAUUUCGUGUUAAUAUAACACAAUAUGUUGAUUCUGUUUAUUAUCAUAUAACAUCAGCAGGAAAAUUAAUAUUUACAAAUAUUCUUCCAAUGGAUGGUGCACGACAGAAAACAUUCGAUGUUGGUAUUAGUCGUGAAAUGGCUCCAUCAGCUCAUAUAUUAGUUUAUUAUGUACGUUAUGAUGGUGAAAUUGUUGCUGAUAGUAUGAAUUUUCAUAUAGAUACAUCAUCGGUUACAAAUCAUGUUAAUAUAACAGUAAAUCGACGAAAAGAUUUUACAGGAAAUACAAUUGAAGUUAUAGCAUAUGCUUCACCACAAUCCUAUGUUGCAUUUGCUGGUCUUGGCCUUGUACAAACACGUUUAUUUCCACCAGGAAAUCAUUUUACUUUAGUUAUAAUUUAUGAUGAAUUAUAUUCAUUUGAUCGUUAUUCAACAACAAGUUUUCAACAUACAUGGUAUUCUGAUAUAAAUAUUGCAUCACAUCGAGUUUUUUUCUCAUCACAAUCUUAUGGUUAUGAUGCUGGUUCAACAUUUAAUUCAUCGGGUAUGCAAAUAUUUACCGAUGUAAAUAUUCAAGCUAUACAACAAACAGCAUGUAAUCAAUUUGGUUUAUUACAAUGUACCGAUGGUUCAUGUUAUCCAUUGUCAUUAAGAUGUAAUAAUGUUCUGGAUUGUCGAGAUGGUUCAGAUGAAGUUGACUGUAAUGUAACAAUAAAUGCAAAUCGAUACAAUUUUACACCAUUAUAUCUACGUCUAUGGCCAUUUUGGGAACGUGAAUUACAACUUGAUUUUAUGUGGCAUCAACAAUUUGCUUAUCCUGAUGGUCGUGUACAAUUUCGUACAACUGUACCGAAUGUUAUUGCAACAUGGGUUAUAACAGCACUUGCUGUUAGUCGUUUAACAGGUUUUGGUAUUGUUGAUGUACCAUUUAUAUAUGAAGGUACAAGACAAUUUUUUAUUAAAGUUGAAGUUCCACCGAUUGUUCGACUUGGUGAACAAGUUGGUGCACGUGUUGAUGUAUUUAAUUUUCAACCACAUCGUAUUGAAGCAUUAAUUAUUUUACAUGCAUCGGAUGAUUAUCGUUCUGUUAAUAUUGGUCAACGUGGUAUAGUAUCAUCAUAUUCACCAAAAUUAACUGAAGGACAACAUCAUGUACUUGUUAUUUUAUAUCCAAAUGAAGUACGAAGACUUUAUAUUCCAUUUGUACCUAUUGUUGCUGGUGAAAUUGAAGUUAUGAUUGAAGGUAUUACUGGAGUAUCUCGUGAUUUUUAUCGUGAAGUAAUAAAAGUUAAUUAUGAAGGUAUACGUAAUUAUUAUCAUACACCAACUGUAUUAUUACUUAAUAAUUUACCAAGACAAGUCAAUGAAUAUGAUAUUACUGUACCUGAACAUUUUAUUCUUCCAUUAGCAAAUACUUGGGAUUACAUUUCUGGUUCAGCAACAUGCGAAAUAUUUAUAUCCGGUGAUGUAGCUGGUCCUUAUUUCCUAUUAGGUUAUGAUGAAUGGUUAAAUACUGAUAAUUUAAUUCAACGUACAACUGCUCCAGGUGAUUCUGGUAUUUUUGAUUUUGCUAUGAUGAUUUAUAAUCUUCGCUAUAUGUUACAAGGUCAUGGUGGUCGUGCAUUUGAUGAACAAAAAUUAUUGCAAGUAUUAAUUUAUGCCAAUAUGGAAUAUCUUCGUUUUAUGGCAAUGUAUGUUAAUAGUUAUCCCGAUGAACCAUGGCGUGAAGGUUCAUUUAGUCAAUUUGGUUUUAAUAAUGAAACAUCAGUAUGGAUGACAGCUUGGACAUUAAUGACAUUACGUGAUGCUGUUUAUCCGGAAUGGGAAGAGAAAGGUUUAUAUAUAGAUCCAAAUCUUCGUUCAGAUAUUGUUAAAUUUCUUAUAACAAAUCAGAAAACAAAUGGUACUUGGGCGGAAACAACAACUGUUGAAGAUCGAAAUAAAUUUGGUCUUCGUUUAACAAAUGUUAGUGGUACAUAUCAACAAUUGAAUUUAUCUUUAACAGCACAAGCUCUUAUUGCUUUACAAUUAAAUGUUGAUAUACGUGGAAUCCCGGCAAAAUAUAUAACAGGUGCUAUUCAACGAGCAAAACAAUGGUUAGAACAACAUUUUCGUUUAAUUAAUGAUGCAUUUGAUAUGGCAAUUGUUACAUAUGCAUUACAUUUAACCAAUAGUGCAGAACAAGAUGCUGCAUUUGCUAGAUUAACUGUAUUUAAACGAAUGAAUGAAAAUGGAAUUUACUAUUCAAAUUUAAAUCUACCAGCAAUGACAAAAACAUGGCCGAAUGUUAAUCCACGAUAUGGUCCAAAACCAGUAUCAACAAAUUUUGAAGCACAUGCUGUAUCUGCAACAGCUUUUGUAGUUAUGACAUAUACUCAUAAAGCUAGAGUGAAAGAAGCUGAACAAGCUGUAUUAUGGCUUCAAUCAAUGCGUAAUUUUAUUGGUGGUUGGUCUGCAACAUAUGAUUCUUGUAUGGCACAACGUGCUAUAGUUGGUUAUGCUGUAUUACGUGGUUUCGAAAUUACAGCUUAUAAUAUACGUAUUAAUUUAACAUCGUCAUCAUCAAAUGAAGAAAGUCAUGAUCCAGUUGUAAUUACAGAUGGAAAUCUAAUUGAUACACAAGUUCGUGAUGUAGAACGUGCUUGGGGUGUAGUUUAUAUCGAUGGAUUUGGUAAUGGUUAUGCACUUAUUCAAAUGCAUGUUGGUGUUAAUGUUGAAUUUAAUGAUAAAGUACGUCGUCCAGCUUAUGUUCCAUUUUAUGUUGAUGUUCAACCGAUGUUAUCUGGUCGGAAUUUUUCAACAAUUGAUUAUCAUAUUUGUCUUUCUUGGCGUACAGAAAAUGUAGAUGUAUUAAAAGCAACACAUAGUGGAUCAAUGUUUUUUGAAAUUCAAAUUCCAACUGGUUAUCGUGUUGAAGAAAAAGAUUUAAAAACAAUGAUCUGGGGAUUUCAUACACGAAAUUUACGUGAAGCUGAAAAUUGGCCUGGUCAAGUUAAUUUUGGUUUCGAAUAUAUAGAUUUUAAUCCAAUAUGUUUUCAAUUUCAAGCUAAACGUUGGAUACCAAUAGCAAAUAUUUCUCGUUAUUAUGAAGUAAGAGCUUAUGAAUGGUUUGAACCAGCAAAUAUAAAUCGAAGUGUUUAUACAUUAAGAAAUUUAUUUGCUUUAGAUAUAUGUGAAGUUUGUGGAUCAUAUCAAUGUCCAUAUUGUCCAUAUUAUGGUCAAGCAACAGUAUUUAUACAAUCAAUAACCAUGAUUAUUUUAGCUUUAUUUAUUGUUUUCUACAAUCAUUCAUCAACUGUGUCACGACCAUACAUCGGUUCAGGUCGUAAUCGACAAUAUAUUUAUAACAAAUUAUCGUCACCAUCAUUAUUAUCGAAUGAUUAUUUUUUUUCAUCAAAAUCAUUUUUACCUAAUCAAUCGAAGUAUAGAAAUUAUUUAUCAAAUGAUUUGCCUGUCGAUACAUUACAAGAACGAGUUGAUAAAGAAUUUAUUUCUUCUCCGACUUUAUUAGACGAACGACAAUUGUAUCAAGGGCAGAAAACAAAAGAUUUUCUAUCUUCAUCAUCUUCAUCAUCACUAUUUCUUCUCCCGACUACUCAAAACAAGACAUCAUCAUUUCAUACUUGUUACGAUCUCUCGUCUUCUCCGUUUACUAAAGAACAACAACAAAAAAUUCCACAAAACGAAUCACAAUAUUCAUAUUAUCAAUCAUCGCCUAGUGGAUAUAAAAAUAAUCAAUCUUUUUUAUCCGAUCAACUUGAAUAUUCACAAAAACGAAAAUCAUUUCCAAUUGAAAAUUAUCAUAUUGAUCGAAAUAAUAAUUCAAUAGAAGAAAAAAAUUCAUUUUUAUCACCAAGAUUAUUUAAUGAAACUAUUGUAGUUAAUAAAGAUAACGAUAAUCAAAUUUAUUCAAAUUAUCAUCCGAAAACAAGUGAUACAAUUUUUUCUUUAUUAUCAUCAUCAACAUCGAACGAAAACAAAUCUUCAUCAAAACUAUCCAAUAAUAUUUUUGAUCGAUCAUCAUCUUUAAUAUUUCCUACUGAUCAUCGUUAUAAAUCUGAUAGUUGGAAAUAUCCGAAGAUGUCAAUAAAUUUAGAUAACAAUUCUGGAUCAACAAAAUAUUCAUAUGAACAACGUAUAAGUGAUCAAGGUAAUAAAUAUACCAUUCAACUUACAACAGAUAAUUUUGAAGAAAAUGAAUUUAAAUUAACACCAUAUUAUUCUCGACAUGAAUUAGUUGUUGAUGCUAAACAUGUUGAAGAAGAUAGUUAUGGUGGUUUUAUUCGUCGUGAAUUACAUAAAAUAUUUCCGAUACCAAAACAUAUUGAUUUAAGUAAACAUACAUAUACAUUUAAUAAAACAAAACAAGAAUUAAUUAUUGAAUUAUCAUAUUUACAUUCAACAACAACAAAUGAAAAUAAAAUGGAUUCUUCAUUUAUAUCAUCUAUUGUAGAAUCAAAUCCAUUAUCAACAAUGUUAUAUGGUGAUCGUCAUUCAACAAAUCAUUAUAAUAAUAAUACAGAUACUAAUAAUAUAAAUCGAAUUCCUCCAUCAAUGAAUGAUUCAACAAAAAAAACAACAACAUCAGUAACUGUUACAACAAAAAAUGAUCCAUCAAUAGGAAAAACUAAACCAUUUGAUUUUGAUUUAUUUCAUCGAUCAGCUUUUCAACCACAAAUUCUAGCUGGAACAUCCAAUGAUAAUACACAUGAAAAAAAAUUACUUAUGUCAUUAGAUUUAACUGAUUAUCAACCUGAAGAUAUUCAAGUAUCAAUUAAAGAUCAAGAAUUAAUUGUAAAAGCUGAAAGAAAAACUCAAACUGAUACACGUAAAUCUCGUACAUCAUUUUUUCAAUCAACAAGUUUACCACCACAAACCGAUAUUGAACAUUUAAAAUCAAAUUAUAUUGACGGAAAAUUAGUUAUUGAAGCACCAUAUCUUGAACGAAAUAUUAAAACAGCGAAUAAUACUACAGAAUCCCAUAAUGAUACAGUUAUUAAAUCAGAACAAAAAUCUGUUGAAGAAGAUCCAUAUCAACAACGAACAGAAACUGUUAUAGAAUUUAUUCGUCGUCGUCGAUUAUAA
Adineta steineri is the source of this 6672-nucleotide messenger RNA. Lineage: Eukaryota; Metazoa; Rotifera; Eurotatoria; Adinetida; Adinetidae. The record is from the annotation of a GenBank genome assembly.